CGAUUUGUAUUAUAUUGUUUUUCUGACGAAUUCUAUAAUUAUUCUUGUCCCCUGUUCUGAAUUUAUGUUUCUGCAUAAACGAAACGUACAAAAGUCGUAGCCGUUGUAAAGAACGGAACGAAACGAAGAACGAGAUUCCGAAAGGUGAAUACUUGAAUGAAUAUCAUGGUGGUUAUUGUUUAUUGAUUGGAGUUGUGUUUAUACUUAGUAAUGGUGAAAAAUAUGUAAUAAGGUAAUAAAAUGUGAAAUGAAAUUUAUAUUUUACUAACGCCAUGUCAGCUAAUGGAAAUGGAGGCUUCUAUGCGCCGCUGAAACAAAUACUAUCCGAUUCUGAAUCUGAAGAUGAACAUAAGCUGGAAAAUGCCGUGCACAUCAAAGCCACGGACAGUUGCAACAAUUUGGACUUCAACAGUGGCUUGCAAUCCUCAAAAAACUACAGUAUAAGCGACAUGGAUGAGUUUAACACCAACGUUAAUACUGUAGAAAGCACCAUGGAUAAUGUAAGCUUUCUACAGUCAGAUAUAUCAAAUAAGAUGUCUUUCCCGCGCCGGUGCGCUUUUAUAGCUUCGAUCCUCAUGUGUAUUUUCACUGUCGUGAUCUUCCUAUGGGGAAUACCUUGUUCAGAAGUGGGCAGUUGCGCUGCUAACGAGUGGCAAGACAGAACGACAAGCUGGGAAUUGCCCUACAACGAAAUGGAACUUUCCGGCGCCGUACAAGUCGUGGAUGGCGCGAUUCCGAACACAAAGAACUUAAUAUUCAUUUACAGAGGAAAUCAUAUGAGGCAGGUGCCCAAAAGUAGCAGUGACAAUGUUAAUGGUGUUGUACUGAUUGUAGGAAACUCUGGUAAGGUUGGCUGGUUUACCAGGGAGAGUAGGAUACCAACAGACAUUAACUGUCACCUUAUUGAUGUAAACAGAGACAAACAGAAUGACUGCCUAGUGUCUGGUACAGAAGGCCUGCUUGCUGCUUUAGAUUCCGUUUCCGGGACAUAUUACUGGCACAUGCAUAAACAAGGAAAAGUGGUCAGUAAUAUUGCAGCUAUAGACUUCCCUAUAAUUAUAAAAGACAUGAAUGAUGAUAAUGUCCAUGAGCUGCUGGCUGUAGCAACUGUGUACCCCAAUGCUAAUCACAAAUCUAUAAUAAUGAUAUCUGGUGCAACAGGUAACAUUAUGACUGAACCAAAAUUAAUUGAUGACUGUUUAUCUGUGAAGCUUUUAUCAGAGAUUGACACAGUUAACUAUAUCUGUAAGAAUAGCUCAACUGAGGCAGUGAGACAUAUAUCUACAGAAGAUCUAAAGAACAUGUUGAAAAGAGACCAGCCUGCCAAUCAUGCACCACAUCCACCAGUAAUGAUGAAACAAGUGAAUGUUAGCAUGAAGAAGAAUAUUGGGAAUACUAUUGAAACAUUCACCAAUGGCCCUGGUAAAUUAAAAGUUGAAAACUCUGGUGAAUGUCCAAACUCCUGCAGAGUAUAUCUAAAACUCAUGUUGGAGAGAAAUGGCACCACUAAUGUGAGCUGGGAAUAUACAGCCAAUAAUGUUUAUGCUAUGAAACCAAGCACAUUUUCUUUUGCAAACAAUAUCAGAGGCUUUGUAAUAAAAUUAUGACAGUGGAAUAGUGCACACCUGGCAAAGGGUGCACUUAAAAUUGACGAAGUCAAAUACAAUGUUCAGAAUUCAAGUCCAAAGAACAU
Molecule: messenger RNA, 1693 nt
Organism: Trichoplusia ni (cabbage looper)
Lineage: Eukaryota; Metazoa; Arthropoda; Insecta; Lepidoptera; Noctuidae
Exons: 1
Coding region: 273-1607 (444 amino acids)
Source: RefSeq, a predicted model, not a curated record